UGGUUGUUAUAGUGAUAAACUGAGGCCUUGCCUCUGGGCUUCUCCCGGAAGGGAUGGGAAGGGUGGGGGGCUUACUUCUUUAAGGGGAGACUGGGAGAAGGGACGCGAAAUGGGGGGGAGGAUGGGUGGGGACGAGACAAGUACCUGACAAAGAAAACAUCUGCCUGGGAGGAGACUCUCAGAGGGUGUCGAGCUGGAGGGAGCAUUGACUGGCCAUGCCAGUACUUACCACUGAUGCUGAGUCAGAAACAGGUAUCCCAAAAUCCUUUUCCAAUGAGCCUCCUUCAGAAACCAUGGAGGAAAUAGAGCACACAUGCCCACAGCCUCGACUGACCCUGACUGCACCUGCCCCAUUUGCAGAUGAGACCAGCUGCCACUGCCAAGCUCCCCACGAAAGACUGACCAUUGCCCAGGCCCGCUUAGGAACUCCAGUUGACCGGCCUGUCAGAGUCUACGCGGAUGGCAUAUUUGACCUCUUCCACUCAGGUCAUGCAAGGGCACUUAUGCAAGCAAAAACACUAUUUCCCAACAGCUACUUGUUGGUAGGAGUGUGCAGUGAUGACCUCACCCACAAAUUCAAAGGAUUCACCGUGAUGAACGAAGCCGAGAGGUAUGAAGCGCUCAGACACUGUCGCUAUGUGGAUGAAGUCAUCAGAGAUGCUCCGUGGACACUGACACCAGAGUUUCUGGAAAAACACAAGAUCGACUUCGUGGCUCACGAUGACAUCCCAUAUUCUUCUGCUGGCUCCGAUGAUGUUUACAAGCAUAUCAAAGAAGCAGGAAUGUUUGUUCCCACACAAAGAACAGAAGGCAUCUCAACCUCAGACAUCAUCACCAGAAUUGUCCGUGACUAUGAUGUGUAUGCUCGACGGAAUCUCCAGAGAGGGUACACAGCCAAGGAACUGAAUGUCAGCUUUAUAAAUGAGAAGAAGUACCGUUUCCAAAACCAAGUAGAUAAGAUGAAGGAGAAGGUCAAGAACGUGGAAGAAAGAUCAAAAGAAUUUGUGAACAGAGUGGAAGAAAAGAGUCAUGACCUAAUUCAAAAGUGGGAAGAAAAAUCAAGGGAAUUCAUUGGCAACUUCCUUGAACUGUUUGGGCCUGAUGGAGCAUGGAAGCAGAUGUUCCAGGAGAGGAGUAGCCGGAUGCUGCAGGCCUUGUCCCCGAAGCAGAGCCCUGUGAGCAGCCCCACAAGGAGCCGGUCCCCUUCCCGCUCCCCAUCGCCCACCUUCUCAUGGCUCCCGAGCAAAACUUCCCCUCCCUCCUCGCCCAAAGCAGCCUCAGCCUCCAUCAGCAGCAUGAGCGAGGGGGACGAGGAUGAGAAGUAGAGGCUGCUAGCCAAUAACCAGCCACACCACACAGGCCGGGGGAGGGAGGGUGGGACACCUGGGAGCCUAGAUGGUAUUGGAGGGCAAUAGUGGCAGGAGCCACAGAUGAACAGGAAGACCCCAUGAUCUGUGAAGAUGGCCUCGGGGAUCAGCUGUCUCACUCAGUCUCUGCUCAGUCCAAGACAUAGGCUCUGCAUGGAGGCUUCCUACUGGACAACCUGUCAUCUUCUUAGCCUCACCUCAAGGCACUCUACUUCAACUCUGCUAAGGAAAGAGGCAGAGCACCUCUUGAGACUCCCAUUGAGUGGGGCAUCUUCUGCUUUCAUUCUUCUACCCACCCCCACUGAGCAUACCACCCAUGGCAACACCUCUUUCCCCCAGCCUGCUCCUCCUGGCUCAGAAGGGCCCUGCACGUUGCCCUCUCACCACUUAAGCUCUGCCAGAAUAAAAGUUUCCAAUGGAGGUGGCCAAAUGCUGCGGGAAAUAAUGAAAGACAAACCUCAACCUCAGUGUAGUCACUGAAACCAUAUGCGGUUCUUCCAGUUCCAGGAACGUGGUGCAUAGACAAAGCCUUGCUUUAGGCCAGAUAUAUGAGAGGUCAUCUCGCAUGAACCUUCACUUGCUAUUCAUGGAGCAGGUUUGGUGGUGGAGAAUGCCACUUAAAGCCUAAUGUACUCCUGCUUAUAUUUCUUUCCAUCUUUGGUUUGACUUCACUGGUUUCAAAAUUACCUUAAUCAGUGGGAAAUGCAACAAACGGGCGAAAAACUUUUCUCUCCACACGUACGGGGAGCCGCUUUGCUUUGGUAAAUCUCUCCUGAAGCUUUCUCCUUAAAGGAUGCUAUGGAAUGGCUUUUCCCAUUUCUGACCACUAACAAUUUCACAGACCUCAAGUUUGAUGUACGAAACAGCAUAGUGUACCAACGGGGUGCUACCUGCACGUGUCUGUCCUGUGUAUGCUCCAAAUAUGCCACCCAGGGUGUAUACCAUGCAAUAUGAAAAUAUGGCGGUGGCAUUUUAUAAUCUUUCCUUCCCUGCUCUUGCCCCUACUACCCUGCUAAAAUCCCUGGUCUCUUGAUUCCCUUGUGACUUGGGCACUUUGCUAAAACUCAUUCUGGGUCCCUGUAGAAAUGUCUUGUCCCAAUCAGGAGAUUCAUCAUUCUCAUGACAUUCCAUACAAUUUGUGGGUGUUUUUUAUAGAGCACUGGGGGAACCCAAGUUCUGAUAUUGGCAUCUGAGUGGUCAAGGAGUCAGUACUCCCUGGUCUGCCAAGUGUGGUGUAGAAUUAGCAUUCCUGCUCAGGUACAGAAGGUUACAUCCCCAAAUCACAGGUGGGCAGUAAGUGGGCAGAAAUGAUGCGGAACCCCAUUCUUAGGCCAAAGUGGCACUGCCCGACCGUCUCAAUCAAAUCAGAGGCAUAGAUGGGGCCUGGCUGAGCAAAGCCAGCAUCUCUUGUGACUGAAACACUCCUUUCUAGAGGUCUUGGGAACCAGCCAUUUAGGUGACAAGUGGGCAGACAGUGAAGGAAAGUGGACUGUCUCUCCCUUGUGUUAGGGCUGAGUGGAGUGGCCUCCCCAUCCACUGAGAGAUGAGUGCAAUUGUUGGGAAACAAAACCAUGAGGCAAAGCUGCUUGAAGCUCUGUACUCAGGUCACUUUGUCCAGGACUGUCGCGCACUCCUGCAGGCCAGAGAGCCAGCAGCGACAUUAUGUGUGGAAAAAUAUUUAGCAAACAUGGCCCUGUGCAUUGAGCAAAGCCCUUUUCUCCCAUUGUGCCCACUGAGUUUUUCUGCUGUGUAGACAGAGCAGACUAGACAUGGGUGGCACUCAUGGCAAUGAAGGGAUGAGACUGCUUGGCACGGCAGAUAGUGAGGACAAGUGAAGAAGAGAUGAAGAGAGGGAAGGUUACAGACAACCUGAACUCAACCAUUGCAGGCCCUUGCUUUUUGGGGGGUCUCUUUCUUGGAGAGAUCUUUUACACAUUCAUCCCAGGCCCAGCACAGACACACCAUUCACCUGAAUCCUGUUCUGGAGCAAACAGCGUGGGCUUGAUGUGUCAAGCUGAUUGUAAGCUUGCAAGCCUCACACAUGACACUGGCGGGUACUCACCAGAUUCAGUAGCAUCAUGGCUGCCUGUGAUGGGAAAUGACCAAUGCCUGGGGUGCUCCAGGGAUAGGCCCAAACAUCCCACAUGUGGGAUCUUAAUGUCUCCAAUGUCACGUCCUAACACCCCCACCCUGCAUGAGGCUGUCAGGCUACUGAGAAGGAAUGGGGAGACUGUGCAGCCCACCUUCUGGUGCUACCUGGCCAUGGUUUCUCCCAGGAGGAGAUGGGCUACUCACUGAUUUGGGCUAGUUGCCAGUAAUGGCCAAGAAUGGACUGAGGCUGCAGUGAGAGAUGUGGAAAGUAUGCUCCAGGCUUGAAGAGGGACACAGACAUGACAAAUAGCGACAAGGUGUGAGGACCAUUCUCUGCCCUGGCAAAGGAAGCUGCAGGCAAUGGUAGCAGUGGGCUGAUGGGGGAGCUCCCUCCAGCCCUUCCUCCCCUGCAAGGAGCAGGUUUCCUUUCAGAGGCCCAAGGCUCACAGGUACCCUCAAGUGCUUGGUUCUCAGUAUCCCCCAUUAGCCACUACAUCAUCCUCCCAGAAAACCAAAAUUUUACCCUUCCACCAGCUAAGCAGAGAAUUGGGACCCCAGCCAUGCUGUGCAGCUCCAUCCAGAAAGCCAGCUAUGUGGCGAGGGCCCCCAGAGGCACAGAAACCAAUGUUCCUCUGUCUGUGGGGAGGGGACAGGUGGGGUGGGACCCAUGGCUCAAGCCAUCCUCUGAAGGUCAAGCAUUGGGAAUAUAUGCCUACUUGCUUCCCCCCAAUCUUCAGGACUCAUUUCCAUACCCAGCCGUGCCCCAGGGAGGGGCUCAGCCUGGCCCAGAAGCUCGCUCACCAGGCACUCACCACUGGGACUCUGUAGACUCCAGUCUUUCCUUGUGUCACUGCAGUGUGUCCCGGGACAAAGCCAUAAAAACAGAAGACAUACUCAAGACUAUACUGUACAUAGAAACCUAGGCGGCUCGGCUCGGCUCGGCUGGAUAAGCACGAUCCUCUGUACACACACUGGCUCUGGUGCUCAGUAGCAACGCGGCCCAACAUGUUGAUAAAUAAAGGGAUUCCCAACGCUU
Molecule: messenger RNA, 4494 nt
Organism: Erinaceus europaeus (western European hedgehog)
Lineage: Eukaryota; Metazoa; Chordata; Mammalia; Eulipotyphla; Erinaceidae
Gene: PCYT1B
Product: phosphate cytidylyltransferase 1B, choline
Exons: 8
Coding region: 216-1325 (369 amino acids)
Biological process (GO): CDP-choline pathway
Molecular function (GO): phosphatidylcholine binding; choline-phosphate cytidylyltransferase activity
Source: RefSeq, a predicted model, not a curated record